AUGUAUUCUGUCACAGCAACGACGACGCCGUUACGGCUCUCGGCCACGGGUAUAUCAAAGACUGUCUGCGUAGGCAGUCUUUAUGUACUUGCCGGAGGCCAUCACUAUUCGACUUUGCAAUCAAUCAGAGUCCGCUACAGCCCUGUUUCAUUGUCGAGCACAACGUCAAAACGAUCACUCUCAUCGGCAUCACCCAAAUCCGCUAUCAAGGAAUUCUUUCCCAGGGUCGAAACGAAACAGAUCAUUGAGGCGGAGAGUGCAUGGAAACAUCCAGUAUACACCGAAGAACAAAUGCGCAGUAUACGUACUGAACACCGCAAAGCCCGCACCUGGUCGGAUCGAUUUGCUUUAGCUAUGGUGCAAGGUCUGCGGUGGGGAAUGGACUUUGUCACUGGCUACCGUCAUCCGCCGAAGGGUGACGUCAAAGAUCCAAAAGCAGUGACAAAGUUCACAAUGACUGAGCGGCAAUGGUUGAAUCGGGUAUUGUUCUUGGAGAGUGUUGCCGGUGUCCCCGGUAUGGUUGCGGGGAUGUUACGACAUCUCCGUAGUCUGCGGACGAUGAGAAGGGAUAAUGGAUGGAUCGAAACUCUUCUCGAAGAGGCAUACAACGAACGCAUGCAUCUCCUCACGUUCAUGAAAAUCGCCGAACCAGGCUUGUUCAUGAGACUGAUGGUCCUCGGCGCUCAGGGCGUUUACUUCAACGGCCUUUUCAUUUCCUACCUCAUCUCCCCACGCACCUGUCACCGUUUCGUCGGUUACCUCGAAGAAGAAGCCGUCCUAACCUAUACACGCGUCAUCCAAGAAAUCGAAGCAGGCAACCUACCCGAGUGGGAGAAGAUGGAAGCGCCCGAAAUCGCAGUUAAAUAUUGGCAGAUGCCCGAGGGACAUCGAUCAAUGCUCGAUUUGAUGUUGUAUGUGCGUGCCGAUGAGGCUAAGCAUCGGGAAGUCAAUCAUACAUUGGGUAAUUUGAAUCAGAAAGAAGAUCCGAAUCCGUAUACCGCGGUAUUCAGAGAUUCGAAGAAGCCUCGGCCUAGCAAAGGGGGCGAUUUGAUGAAGCCAACGGGUUGGGAGAGGGAGGAAGUUAUUUAA
Molecule: messenger RNA, 1089 nt
Organism: Talaromyces stipitatus ATCC 10500
Lineage: Eukaryota; Fungi; Ascomycota; Eurotiomycetes; Eurotiales; Trichocomaceae
Product: alternative oxidase AlxA, putative
Exons: 3
Coding region: 1-1089 (362 amino acids)
Biological process (GO): alternative respiration
Cellular component (GO): mitochondrion
Molecular function (GO): alternative oxidase activity
Source: RefSeq, a predicted model, not a curated record